AUGUCGAUGGUGCCGCACAACUACAGCGUACGCCGAAACAGCAUUUUCGGCCUACUCGAUGGAGAUGAAAAUUCAGCAAUCGUGAGUGCCCGCGUUGAUUGGAGGGAAACCUCCCAAGCCCAUGUGUUCAAGGCCGAUCUGCCAGGUUUGAGGAAGGAAGAAGUGAAAGUGGAGAUUGAAGACAACCGAAUCCUCCAGAUCAGCGGUGAGAGGCACGCAGAGACGGAGGAGAAGAACGACACUUGGCACCGCGUCGAGCGCAGCAGCGGCAAGUUUGUUCGGCGGUUCCGGCUUACGGAAAAUGCGAAGAUGGAUCAAGUCAAGGCCUCGAUGGAGCACGGGGUUCUCACCGUGACGGUCCCACAAGAGGAGGUAAAGAAGCCCGAUGUCAAGGUCACCCAGAUCUCUGGUUAA
Molecule: messenger RNA, 414 nt
Organism: Thlaspi arvense
Lineage: Eukaryota; Viridiplantae; Streptophyta; Magnoliopsida; Brassicales; Brassicaceae
Source: the annotation of a GenBank genome assembly